CACUGUUUGAAUCGGUGGGAGAGAGAGCUAGGCAGAGACGGGGGCGACUACAUCGAAGACGAUGGCCUGCGAUGUCGCCGCCGAUGAGCCACCCGCCAUCCCCACCGUACCGGAGCUUCGCGCGCUCGACAAGGCUCCCGCCGUCUGCCCCGUCCAGGAGCCCCGCGCGCCCGGGAAGUCCCCCGCCGUCUGCACCGUCCGGGAGCUCCGCGCAGGCGACGCGCCGUCCGCCAUGGUCAGGGCCCCCGAUCUCUGCGCCGGCGACACAGAGCACGCGGCACACGAUCGAGUAAGACCAAGUCCACAUCACGCUAUCUCGAUUCUGUUUUUUUUUUUUGUAUGCCGAGUUCAACUUUGGUUCCGCUCAGUUCAACUCAGCGCCGCGAAAUUGAACUGUAGGAUGCGUCAGCUUGCUGGUGAAUUUUGUGUAGGUCACGUUGGAGUAGGGGGUUGGGCAACAGGGGAUGAGGAUUUUGAUUAAUUGAGCCAGGAAUUUCUAUUUGAUAGAAGUCUGUGUCUGCUAGAGAAAUUAUAGAGCACGACCGAAUUUGUUAGAUUCAAAGUACCAUAGCAUUUCUGAACUUUUAUUAGAGUGUGGUUAUGUGGCAAGGGGGGGUGAUUUUAGGUGUUUCUCUCUAGGAGGGGCUUUUUAUGGUGAUCAAAGUGUUUGAAUAGACUAGCUGUUCGGCCAUUUCAAUGCCAUUGCAGCACAAACACCAGCACCAAAGCUACCUGUAUGUGCAGCUGUCCCAGUUGUCCUUGUUUUGAUUGGCUUAUUUUUAUGGAAUAUCAUUCUGUGUGUAGAUGGACAGCUUGCACGGCUUGCACCCUAGUUGAGAUGGCAGAACGGCUAGUCUGGAAGACCAUGCAUGCUUCUUCUUUUUUCUCAGUUAGUUCCGGAUAUAACAAACAGUGCCAGCAUACUACUUCAUCUUUUCCUGAUCAAUUGAGGCUGUUUUGCCAAGCUUCAUGAAUUGCUCUUCGAAUUAAGUCAUCCCUACUAUAUAUAUCAGUUGUCUAUGCUUUUCCUUCUUAUUUUUUGUACAUAUUAUACUUGUUUUGGGCUUAAAAAAGUACUAAUUGACCGAAACAUUUUCAAUUUUAAGUGAACUCUCCCCCAAAAAAUUGUGAAACUAAUGGUCCUAUGUUAAUUAGUAUUACUACCUUUUGACUGUACAAGGAGGCAUAUAUCAGAAUUCAGAGCACCCUUUUCCAUUUUUUUUGUUAACUCUGUUGAUUGGCAAUCAAGCAGAUCAUACUACAAUAAAUCUGGUCCCUUAAUCAAACCGAGGUAGCUGACGUAGUCACAUAGAGACAGUACUUCUAAUUGAUCAGUAGGAGUAGUUCAGUACUGGUGUUGUAACCAGAUGUCUUACAAGCUCCACUUUUUGUCUUCGCCGGAUCCCCAUGCUUCUGAAUAGUAGUAUCUGCUUUUUAGUACUUGAUGUUUUUGGUUUAAUUAGUAGUGUAUUUUUCACAAUGUACACCCUAACUUUAACUCAGUUAUUUUUUUCUCAAUGUUUGGUUUAGUAUUUUUCAUGUCUCACCACGCCACACAUUUUAUUGUUGAAUUUUUGUAAGUUUUAAUAAUGUGGUUUUCAGGAUGCUCUUUUCCAUGCUUGAUCUGUAAGUUUCACAGUGUGGGAUUCAGAAUGUUAGCACACAGUUUUUAGUUUGUUUUAUUAAUGAACCCAAUGGAUCUGAAUGUAUGAAAAUUCUCUUUUUAAUAUACACAAUCCCUCAAGUUGCCUAAGUGAAGCUAAGAGUGCCUCAAUGACAUAUAAGAGUGUCUACAACUAUGUUUCUGUUUUCCUUCAGGUCAUUGUUAAGUACACAGUAGAUCGAAUGUACAUAAUUAAUUAACUUGGUGUUUUUUCGCUGGCUGCUCAUGGAUUGGUUUAGGGUUCCAUUUCACACUAUCUCUUCAAGAGAUUUUUUAAAUGGUUAUUUUUUGCUCCUGUACAUCGGGGCCCAGGCUUCUUUUGUCUUUCUUUUGCUUUUUUUGUAAAGUAAAAACACUCUUCUUUUCAAAAAGGCCCAAGAAUGGCAACCAAAACAAAAGAUUAGGACAGUGUGGGCCUGCCAGGGAAACCGGCUGCGGCGCUCCAACAACCAAAACAAACAACAACAAAAAAAACUGACAAGCAAAAAAGUGACAAGCAAAAGAGGCCCGUUAUUGUGUUUUUUUUUACCCAGGAGAAGGACAGUGCGGGCCUGCGAGGGAAACGGGCUGGGACAAGAAAAGGGGAUGUCAUGCAUAGGUCAUGUGAAUGAGACCAUUUUAUGUCUCAUUCGAAUGAGUUCCAGGCGCUCCCUAGAUUGUUUAAUCCGGUAGCAACCCACGGGUAUUUAGCUAGUUUAGUUUGUUUGAGAAGUCCAUCGACUUCCCUCAAAAAAAAAAAGUCCAUCGACUAGGCCUUUCAUUUUUUGAAUGCAUCGACUAGGUGUUGGCAUGCUGUUACCCUGUGUCCAGCAGGCCACAUAUGCGGGUGCAUGUUAGGAAAACGUUUUCAGGUUUUGACCAACCGAGAUUCAUGGAGAAACUGGAGCGGGAGGCCGAUCGUGCGUGUUGCAAGUGACGCUUCCGUGGGAGUACGUGCGUGUUGCAAGUGACGCUUCCGUGGGAGUGCGGAGAACCCCUAAUAUCGACCCACCGAGAUCGCGGGAGCGGCAGUUUUUUCCACCCGCCAACGCCAGUCUCCUCCCGACGGCGCCGCCACCGCUUUCUUCCGUCGGCCAUGUCCAUCCGCUCAGAUCGCUACCGCCGGUGGGAACGCCGCGCUCGAACUAGAUCACACGACGGCGACACGCCAAUCGAGAGGCUCAACGACGAUGUCCUCGUGGAGAUCAUCUCGCGCGUCCCGUCCAGGCAGCGCUGGCGCUGCAAGCGCGUGUGCAGGCGGUGGCUGCGCCUCGCCAGGACGCUGCCCCAGUCCCUCGCCGGCUUCUUCUACACCAGCAGCAACAAGGAGCGCUUCCCGGAGACCGCCCUCCACUUCUUCAACGUCUCAGGUGGCCAGGGGGGCCGCCCUUUCAUCUACCCCUCCUUCGCCUUCCUGCCCAGCCGCCGGCGCCUCGACCUCCUGGACUGCUGCAACGGCCUCGUCCUCUGCCGCUGGUAUGGCGUCUCUGCCCCGGACGACGAUGAUGACGGGUUCCGCUACGUGGUGUGCAACCCCGCCACGGAGGAGUGGGUCGCGCUGCCGGACAUUGACAUCCCAAACAGCUGCAAGGCCAUCAAGGAGUACAGAGUGCGUCUCGGUUUUGAUCCGGCCACGUCUUCCCACUUCCACGUGUUUGUACUUUCUUGGGGUGGCCGCCACCGCCUCGGAGUGGAUGUCUACUCGUCGGAAACCGGCACAUGGGUUUACAAUGAAGUGAGAUUGGGUGGAGAUGUCAACCUCUUUCAUCAUCUGAAGGGAACUGUCUUCCUCAAUGGCCGUCUCCAUUUUCACACUUUGGAUUAUCAUGUCUAUGAUGAUUCUGGUCGUUGGGUGGGGAGGGGUGUCCCUUCUAUAGCUGCAGUGGACACGGACGGCGAAACAUGGUCAGACUUUGGUUUUCCUAGACAUCUGCAGCGUGAUCUGGGUAUGGAGGAUGAUGGUUUUAUUCAGCUGUCGCAGGGCCGCUUGCAUUAUGCAAAUAUUACUCAGAGAAAUACCGGUAUUAAGACAGUAGUUUACGUUCUCGAGGACUAUGACAGAAGAGAAUGGGUACUGAAGCAUACCGUUAAACUUUCAGACAUGUUUGAUAGCAAAGACUACGGGAUUGGCUUUGAUUGGGUUGCGAUCCAUCCAGAAUGUAACGUGAUCUUCUUCACCCUGUGGUCAGGAAAUCAGUUCAUGUGUUACAACAUGGAUACUGGGCGAACUAGCCAGAUCCGCACUCUUGAAGAUGGCCGGUCACCGUAUCUGUCAUAUGUGCCGUUCUACUCAGAGUUGCAAUGUUUGCGCUCGUGACAUCAAUGCAUCAAUGCGGGGCUGCUGGUGUCUUUAUGAGUUUGAUCUUUGAAAGGAGACAAUUGUCCGUGCUUUGGAGCAAUGUGCUUGGUGUGUCUGCCUGAAUUUCGUUCUCAGCUUUUCUAACUGGAGUGCUCUACUGUCUACAUGCUUUUAUGCUUGGAGCAAUGGUGCUUCAGUAUGGACUAUGGAGCCAACCUGUGUUAUCUCUCUUAGAAUAGUUCUAAAAAUUUCCACUGAACUUCCUGUUAUAUGUACUUGUUUGUUUCUGCAUCCACAUGUUCAGUUAACUUCACUCA
Messenger RNA from Triticum aestivum (bread wheat), 4258 nucleotides. RefSeq names its product F-box protein At5g07610. NCBI's taxonomy places the organism in Eukaryota, Viridiplantae, Streptophyta, Magnoliopsida, Poales, Poaceae. The transcript is spliced from 2 exons. The record is from RefSeq and is a predicted model, not a curated record. Gene Ontology annotation, molecular function: protein binding. The coding region runs from base 2739 to 3959 and encodes 406 amino acids.